GAGUUUCACGCAAACUGUAAGUUGUAAGUCUUUCUCUUCUCCCUCUCUGAAAAUGGCGUCCGAUUCUUCUCCCAGCCACCGAAAUGGAGGUCAGUCUUCACCAAUCGAUCAAUCAUCAAGUCCAAUCGCAAACACGAACUCAUCCCCAGGUGAUGCUGCUCAGAGAAGAAGAAGGAGAGAAAGAAGUCCAUCGGAUGCAUCUUUGUUUGCAACACCACCUUCUCAACGAGCUCGAUUCGAUGCGACUCCAACUCCAUCAAGUACUCAAAGUGGAAGAGGAGGGAGGAGAUCUAGAGCAACGCCGAUGGCAACACCUACAUCUACAGAUGAUGCUAUUCCUUCUUCAGAUGGUGGUGAAGGAGAAGAGGCUGCUCCACCUAUGUAUGUUUGGGGAACUAAUAUAAGUGUUCAUGAUGUUAAUGCUGCGAUUCUUAGGUUUUUGAGACAUUUUCGUGAGAAUCCGUUGCAAACUGAAGGGAAAUAUAUGAGAGCGAUUCAUCAUAUUCUUGAAAUAGAAGGAGAAACACUUGAUGUUGAUGCACAUGAUGUGUUUGAUUAUGAUUCUGAUCUGUAUACUAAGAUGGUUCGGUACCCACUUGAGGUUUUAGCUAUUUUUGAUAUUGUUCUUAUGGAAAUGACUAGCAAGAUUAAUGAUUUGUUUGAGAAGCAUAUUCAAGCGAGGAUUUUUAAUCUCAGAACAUCAACACCUAUGAGAAAUCUGAACCCAUCUGAUAUUGAGAAGAUGGUGUCUAUUAAAGGAAUGAUUAUUCGAUGUAGCUCAAUAAUACCAGAAAUAAGGGAAGCUGUAUUCAAAUGUCUUGUGUGUGGGUACUUCUCUGACCCAGUGGGAGUAGACCGAGGCCGAGUCAGUGAACCCCCAAGGUGUAAUAAGGAAGAGUGUCGUGCCUUGAACUCCAUGGCUCUGGUUCACAACCGAUGCCGGUUUGCUGACAAGCAGAUCGUGAGACUGCAAGAGACACCAGAUGAUAUUCCAGAAGGGGGUACUCCUCACACAGUUAGCUUAUUAAUGCAUGACAAACUUGUUGAUGCUGGAAAGCCAGGUGAUAGAGUUGAGGUCACUGGUAUAUAUAGGGCAAUGAGUGUUAGAGUUGGACCAACACAAAGAUCAGUGAAAUCUUUGUUCAAGACUUACAUAGAUUGUCUUCAUAUAAAGAAGACCGAUAAAUCUAGAAUGCAAGCCGAGGAUCAAACAGAACAUCUUGAUGCCUCUGACAACAUGAAUGAAGAUGUACCCGUUGACUUUCAAGACAAGGUUGAACAGUUAAAAGAGCUUGCGAAAUUGCCUGAUAUAUAUGAGAGGUUAACUAGAUCCCUGGCACCAAACAUAUGGGAACUAGAUGAUGUUAAGAAAGGCCUUCUUUGUCAGCUGUUUGGUGGAAGUGCUUUGAAGCUGCCAUCUGGGGCUAGCUUCCGUGGUGACAUCAAUAUUCUGAUGGUUGGUGAUCCUGGAACCAGUAAAUCCCAGUUGCUCCAAUACAUACACAAGCUCGCACCUCGUGGUAUCUACACCAGUGGAAGAGGUAGUUCUGCUGUAGGUUUGACUGCCUAUGUAGCCAAGGACCCAGAAACUGGUGAAACGGUACUUGAAAGUGGGGCCCUUGUCUUGAGUGAUAGAGGUAUUUGUUGCAUUGAUGAAUUUGACAAAAUGUCAGAGAACGCGAGGAGCAUGUUACAUGAGGUAAUGGAGCAACAAACUGUUUCAAUAGCGAAGGCAGGAAUCAUUGCUUCUCUUAAUGCUCGGACUUCUGUGUUAGCUUGUGCUAAUCCAAGUGGUUCACGUUAUAAUCCACGCCUAUCUGUGAUUGACAAUAUACACCUACCACCUACCUUGUUGUCAAGGUUUGAUUUGAUAUACUUGCUUCUGGACAAGGCUGAUGAACAAGCAGAUAGGCGUCUUGCAAAGCAUAUUGUUGCAUUGCACUUCGAAAAUCCUGAGAGUAUACAACAAGAUGUGUUGGAUCUUCCAACCUUAACAGCAUACCUUAGUUAUGCCAGAAGAUACGUCCACCCAAAGUUAUCUGAUGAAGCUGCAGACGAGUUAACACGAGGAUAUGUGGAAUUAAGGAGAAGGGGAAACUUUCCAGGAAGCAGCAAAAAGGUGAUAACAGCAACGCCUAGGCAAAUUGAGAGUCUGAUUCGCCUUAGUGAAGCCCUGGCACGUAUUCGUUUCUCAGAAUGGGUAGAAAAGCAUGAUGUGAUUGAAGCGUUCAGGCUUCUUGAAGUUGCCAUGCAACAGUCAGCCACUGAUCACGCCACAGGAACAAUUGAUAUGGAUCUGAUCACCACUGGAGUUUCUGCAAGUGAAAGGAUAAGAAGAGAAAAUUUGGUGUCAGCAACUCGAAACCUAAUAAUGGAAAAAUUGCAACUUGGUGGGCCAUCAACCCGUUCAAUGGAGUUGCUGGAGGAGCUGAAGAAGCAAGGUUCAGCAGAAAUUCAGCUUAAUGAUUUAAGGAAUGCUUUAGCAACUCUUGCGGGCGAGGGAUUUAUUGUUCUUCUCGGUGACACUGUUAAGAGGAUAUAACGAAAGAAAGUAUAGCCACUGGACGCUGACAUGCUUGGCAAACUCUUCUCGUUUGAACUGUUUGGAUCUGUAUUUCAAAGCUGUAUAACAUCAUAUUACUUUUGACAACUUUUGACAAGAUCCAGAUAGAUCUGGCUAAGGUUUUUUCACUGUUGCCCAUCUAUAUGGUAGUGUCCUGCAAGAUCAGUUACUCCUUAUUGGUACUGUGGUGUAAUUCUUAAAACAUUAUGAGGUUUGCUACUUAUUAACGAAAACCGCUAGUGAUUGUUUUGGAAGGGUGAUUGAAGCAAUAUUAUGAGAUACUCUGUAGGAACAAUCUCUACUCAAGCUGAAAAAACUAGUGUCCGGUAGGUUAUCAGUUGGCUUGUAAUAUUAUGAGAUACUGUGUAGAACAAUCUCUACUCAAGCUGAAAAAGCUAGAGUCUGGUAGGUUGGCUUGUAAUAAUAUUUACUUGAUGUUGGCCUGCA
Messenger RNA from Papaver somniferum (opium poppy), 3010 nucleotides. Its product is annotated as DNA replication licensing factor MCM4-like. Gene Ontology annotation, molecular function: single-stranded DNA binding; ATP binding; single-stranded DNA helicase activity. The record is from RefSeq and is a predicted model, not a curated record. Lineage: Eukaryota; Viridiplantae; Streptophyta; Magnoliopsida; Ranunculales; Papaveraceae. Gene Ontology annotation, cellular component: nucleus; MCM complex. The transcript is spliced from 17 exons. The coding region runs from base 53 to 2542 and encodes 829 amino acids. Gene Ontology annotation, biological process: double-strand break repair via break-induced replication; DNA strand elongation involved in DNA replication; mitotic DNA replication initiation.